AAAGUGAUAUGAAUAUGAUAAUAAUAAAUGAUGAUAACGACAUUAGCGAUCUUGAAUCUAGCAUUUCGAAUGAAGAUAAAAUGUUUAUAUCACGAGAAAAUAGCUUUAUGAAUACUGAUGUUGGUUCAUUAUUUGAAGAUUCAAGUCAGGCAAGCUGUUUCUAUACAUUAAUUGAAGAGUCGGACCAGGAAAGCUAUUCACCUGCUGAAGAUUCGAAUAAAGAAAGUCAAAAAUCAAUUAAAAGCCAAUCAC
Racocetra persica is the source of this 252-nucleotide messenger RNA. The record is from the annotation of a GenBank genome assembly. NCBI's taxonomy places the organism in Eukaryota, Fungi, Glomeromycota, Glomeromycetes, Diversisporales, Gigasporaceae.